This is a messenger RNA of Anopheles coluzzii, 16771 nucleotides long. RefSeq names its product putative transcription factor capicua (gene cic). Lineage: Eukaryota; Metazoa; Arthropoda; Insecta; Diptera; Culicidae. The transcript has 18 exons. Gene Ontology annotation, molecular function: DNA-binding transcription factor activity, RNA polymerase II-specific; RNA polymerase II transcription regulatory region sequence-specific DNA binding. Gene Ontology annotation, biological process: regulation of transcription by RNA polymerase II. The coding region runs from base 3079 to 12270 and encodes 3063 amino acids. Gene Ontology annotation, cellular component: nucleus. The record is from RefSeq and is a predicted model, not a curated record.
UUUCACAACCAGCAGCAGCAGCAGCAGCAGCAGCAGCAGCAGCAGUGAAAACAAAAGAAGCAACUGCGAUAAAGUGCAGAAAACGAGAUCAAUGAGACGGGCUGUUGAAUGGGGAAGGAAGGGAAGGAUGGGGGUCAAACGGACGAAGAACGGAGAAGCAAAAGAAGCAGGCUGAAACAAAACUAAGUAGCCUGGGCCUGGUUGUGGUAGAAGUGGACGAAAACCGGAUAGAUUUCUUUGAGCAUAUUUGAGCUCUAGCGGACGCACACACACACACACAAACACAGGCACGCAUACACAUCGUUAAAAAGGGGAUUGUAAGGGGGGGAGGAAGCAACAGCAGCGAUAGUGGAUGGAAUGUUCUUGUCCACUUGUGCAGCAAAACGGCACACACAGAGCGAGCCUACACACUCUCUGCAUCCCUCCCAGCUCUUUGUGUGUAGCGUGCGCUCGCUCGUGUGUGUGUGUGUGUGUGUGUGUGUGUGUAUGCCUGUGUGUAUUAUUUUUUCCCUUCUUUCUUUCUUCAUUCCGUUUGCAAGCGCAACGGGAACUUGUUUUUCAAGCAGAAGAAUAAGACACACAAUCACACACACACACACACACACAUACAGGCGCGGGGUUGCUGUGCUUGCACGGGCAGCGCUUAGCAGCUAGCAACCAGUAUCAUCAACGGUGUGUAGUAGGCGCGUACACACACAUACACACAAACACACACAGACCAUGCAGGGCCCGUGUUCGCGUUUGUUUGUGCGUUCUCGCGGUAGGCUGGCUGACUGACUGGCUGCUCUUUUCUCAGUCUCCUUCGAGUCCCCCGCGCCGUUCUUUCGCUCACCGUCCUCGCUUCAUCUAUAGUGCGCGCGCGUGUGUGUGUGUGUGUGGACGUGAAUGAUGAUGAUUGUGUGUUCGCGCUUGGUAACAUUCCUGUGUGCUGCCCGUUCAUUAAAUCCACUCCCGCUGUAGUACCCCCGUCGCUGUGCCGUGAGAAAGCAUCGGGGCAUGUGAGAGGCAGGAGGUUUUUUUUUGAUGGUGCGAUGUGUGUUGGUUGGACCGUCUCCCAAGACAGUCCUCAAAUGAUGUGCAUUACACACACUCCGGUGUGGAAAGGCCGAUGAUGUUUACUACGUGAACUGUUGUUUGGCUGUUUGAUUAUAAAGUGUACAGUGACACGAUGCGUGUGCAUAAGUGUGUGUGUGUGUGUUUGUGUUUAUGUAUCGUGAGUUUGUAAAUAUAGUAGUAGUCCAGCAGAGCAGCAGCAGCAGCAAUCCACCACCACCCCCCUCUCCUCUAUAGGCUGUUCUUCUCCGGUGCAAUAGUGUGCAAUUGUAAAUAUAAACGCGACUCUUCUUCUCCAACCAACAGUGCAAUAGAAGUGACAGUUGUAAUCGUGCCCAAGCAGCACUAAAUGGUUCGAUGCAGUGCUUGCGCGUGUGUGCGUUAUCACUCCUUGAAGUGUAGGAGUGCGUGUCACAGUGUAUAAGUGCGGCCAGAGUGCGUGAUGUGAUUAGGUGCAACGGGGAGGUUUUUUUUUUGUUUCUUCAAUAAAAAAAAGAUCAGUUCUUAAGUUAUGUGACACACCUCGCGCAGCUGUUUCCGCUUUGGCUUAUUGUUUCGUUGCCAAGCGUGUGUGUAUGUGUGGGGUGCGAGCGUUUUGUUGUGUAUGCAUCAGGUGAAUGUGGUGUCGUCGCGUCGGUGCCGUUGUUGUGUGGUGGCCACCGCUCGUUUGCUGCAGCAGUAGAUGGAAUCCGCCGCGUGCCCGUGUCUGUCCGCACGGUGAGACCAUGGUCCCAGCAGCAACAACAGCAACAACAACAACAAUGGGCAUCAUCGUCCGGCGAUGGACGCGGUGUGCAUGUGUCAAGCCGUAAAGCCCCCCCCGCACCGUGUGCGCGUGAGUGUUGUGCGGGGUUGUCCGUUCGACGGGUGUGUAGUGCAAUGAUACGAUAAUGGUGUUGGUGCAUGUCGCAUCCCGCGCUACUACGCUACUUGCCGUUUGCCGUUGCUGUGUAGGAGGCGUUCGCAGCGGGGCAGCAGCGUCAACACCACCGAGCCCGAAACAAAACAGAAAACCAACGGCCACAGCGAGCGCGGUGGCGUCGUGUUGAUGUUGAGACCCAGCGGAGGAGGAAGGGGUGGUCCCCAGUUGGCGAGAAAGUGGGCCGACGACGUGUUUCCAUCGCCAGUUUUUGCCCAUGCAGUCGUCAAGACGGGGUUUAGGAAGGAGGAAAUGAAUCAAACGGUCGUGCGUCGUGAAUUUCUGUAUGUGUGUGUGUGUGUGCGUGUUUUGUGCAUCGACAAACAAAUCAUUUUCACGCUUGAUGUGUAGCGAAGUAGUAGCAGAGUGAAGCAAAGAAACAGCAUCACAAACCCGCGAAAGUGGGGGGAGGGGGAAGGGCACGCACGCGAAACAAUAAUACCUCGGCUGCCGCCCCGCGUUUGUGAAUCCUUGUGAAGUAGCUUGACAACAAACAAACAAACAAAUAAACAAACGUAAACCCGAACCACGACGCACGGCAGCGACAACUGCUGCAGUACACAGCGAGCGGGCGGCACAUUACGACAACACCUUUGGGAAGUUUGCCGCAAGCUUUGACAAACACAGUCGCACUGCAAGGACGUGUGUUUAGUUCGGGAAGCAGCAGCAAGCCGCUAGGCGGCAGCUUAACCGUCAAAUCAGUGGAGUGAAGCGACAAAGUACAACAGCAAGGAUAGAUACUGCAAGACAAUUCGGAACAUUGAUAUACUCCGAAAAACGAUAUUCGUAGAACGAGACAGACGAAAAGUACUGACAUCCAGUACACGGAACCGUCGACAAAAUUGCACCGUGAUCAUAAUCGCUUUCACAAUGGCGGACUCUGGUAAAAGGAUGGCAGUGUUGUCCAUGUAGUGUAGAAGUCGCCAUAAAGCUAAUCGAGCGCCUAAAGAAAACAGGUAGCGCCACCAGAAGAUAGGAGAAGCGAACACAAAAACAGCAUUUUAAAAAAAGCAGAAAAUAGCAUAUAUUCAAACAUUAGCCAUAGGAGCGAAAGUGCCAAGCCUUGAUGCGGCCCGUUCUGCCCAACCUGCACAGCUGGGGCAAGCAUGAUACCGCAAAAACAACCGCCGCCAGCAUCAUCAUCAGCAUCAUCGUCGUCCUCAUCGCCAUCGCACCGUCAACAGUCCGUGAAUGCUAGUGUCACAGUGGCCCACAGCAACAGCUCCAGCAUGACAACGACCGUCGUCGCCGUUAGCACCGGUCCCGGAACGGCAGCGACGGUCGGUCCAUCCUCCGGGACAACGACGACGGUAGCAGCGGCGUCGUCGGCCGCGUCCGAGAAACCCGUCACCCAGAAUGCGACACCACGGCAGCACCCGAAAAAGCGCAAGUUCGAUCUUGCCGAGCUGGAGGAAAUGGAAUCACAUCGGCCGGUACCGCCGCCCCCGCUGCCAGUUCCACCGGCCGCCACGCCCGCACUGUCGCCUCCGGGCGGGUCCAACGGAGCGAAACAAGCGACAACACAGCCGAUGGACACCGGAGGAGGAGGAGGAGGAGGAGGAGAGGAUGACAGAGAGGCCGGGAAUCGUGGUGUGCUGUACGAGCAGUCUGCUGUCGCAUCGCCACACGCAUCUUCUACCGGAAACAUCGCGGUAUUUAAGAACGGCGAGCCAGAGGAAAACGGAAACUUUGGUGCGUACCAUCAUCAGCAGCAACAUCAUCACCAUCACUAUGGUGCUACCAAUGGUAGUUUUGGUAGGGAAGGUGACAGCCCUGGCAACCAUCAUGCCACCGACGUACGGACAGGCAACAGCAUUUCCACGUAUGAUGCGCCUGUGCACCAUUCGGACCGAUCGCACCGUGAGCCGGUGGACAGUCGGGAGCGGAUCGUGAUGAACUCGGUUAGCCACCGGUCGCAGCCAAGCAGCAGUCCCGGUCAGGGCCCGCAACCAGCAGGUUCACCCGCAAGCAACGGUGCCACGGUGGUACACAACGCACACCAGCACCACCGUGGCAGUCCGGGCGCAAUGAUCAAUCUCACCUCCGUCCCGACCACUGCAACGCUGCUAACGAUGGUACCGGCCGGUGGGAAGGCACACCAGAUGCAGCAGCAGCAGCGUUCGUCGCUCUAUCCGCAUCAGCUUCACCAGCACCAGCAGCUUGCGUCGGGGCGGCAGAGUCCGGGCAUGAUGAUCGCUGCCAGUAGUAGCAUAAGCAGUAGCACUAACAGCAGUACCAGUAGCAUUAAUAAGUGUAGCAGUAGCAACAACGGUGCCACCUCGACCUCUUCCCCCUCUCCCUCCUCCUCCUCCUCGUCCACCAUCGCCACGAUGAAUCGAUCUCAGAGCUAUACCAUUUCCACGAUCACGCUGCAGCCGCAGCCGACCGCGUCGACGGCAGCGUCACCGUCACCCGGUGCCAUCGAAUCAUCUAGCCAGCUGCAUCAGCAGCAGCAACAGCAUCCAGCGAUCGGACACAAUCGGCAGAUACUGCUUGCGGUCGAUCCUGCCACAAUAAGGCACCAUCAGCAGCAGCAGCAGCAGCAACAAAUUUUACGAUUGCAGCCUUCGUCCGCCACACCGGAGGCGUAUUACGUGAGCAGUAAGAAGCUGCACACGAUGCCAUCGUACGGCUCACCGGGAAGCUACAAACCUUCCCCGACGCCGCCAUCGGCCGUUAGCAGCGGGAAUGCCACAUCGACACCGUCGCCCGUCCAUCACCACUCGGGCCCGACGUCGUUCUCCAUGCCGCAGCAGCAUCACUACCAACAUCAACAGCCGGGUCACCAUUCCCAGCAGCAGCAGCAGCAACAACAACAGCAGUUCCGCCAACAGUCCCCACCGGCACCUCCUCCAUCGUCCUCGUCCAGCACCACCGUUCAACUGGAGCCAGUUCAGCUUUCGGCGGCCAGCGGACAGCAGCAACAACAGCAGUACAGCACUGCCCCCGUUGCACCCGCUUCCCCACUGAUCGACCUCAGCGAAUGGAUCAACCAUCGGGUGCUGGCCCGCCGGAAAGACGUGUACGAUUCGGGUCGCAUACGGGCGACGGCCGCCCCGGGGACCGUGGUCAUUGGGUUCGACGCGCCUGAAGGCAGCCAUCAAACGUACGAAGGUGUGCUGGACGAUGUGCACCGCCAGCAGGAUAUCAUCGACGACGUGUGCCCGGCGCUGGCCGAUCUGCAGCCGGGUGUGAGGGUGUGCGUUAGGGCUACCUGCGUCCAUCCGCAUCCCGUGACGUCCAACGGGGGGGACGUGUUUGUCGAGGGCAUUGUGAAGGAAGUGCACGGCAACAAGAAGCAGUUUUCGGUGCAGAUUGCGGGCGGCUCGAUCGCAGACAAGCAGGAGUUACGAAUAGUGAAACGGGUUGAUAUGCGCCUUCUGAAACCGCCCUGGUGGGACGAGCUGGAAGAUGCGCUGGACAGCUAUAGCGGUGGCCACACGGUGUCGGCAGUAGAUUGUGGCCCGAGCCGGCGUAACACAAUCGAUCAUCAUCAUCAUCGUUCCCAUGAAGGAGAUAGUAGCACCGGAAAGUUGCAACAGCAGCAGCAGCAGCCACCCGCCAUAGUAAGCUACGUCCUAGCAACGUCGACCAACAGCGAACAUCAUCUACACGGCAGUGGUGCCGGAACAGCAGGACAGCAACCGCCCGCCGGCACCGCUGCCACCAUCAUCUACACAAGUGGGGCACCGUACAAAAACAGCAUCAGCAUAACGCAGGGUCGUGGUGUGGCCAGUGCCGGCCUACGGUACGAUCCAUCGCUGGGAGCAGCAGCGGCAGCAGCAGCCGGAACGAGCGAUCAACAGCAGCUAAAGCAGCAGCUCCAUGUGCCAUUGCAAUUGCAGCACGUUCUACCAGCAGCAGGAGCAGGAUCGGGUGAAGAGCAACAGCACCAUUACCGCAGCGCUGCCACCUCACCAUUCCAGUCCGUGCAGCUCACGAUCGGCGGCGCUGCUACGGAUCAUCGUGAACGGGAUGGGGUGGAUACCGCACACUACACCACUGCUGCUGGUGCUGGUGCUCACGCGCGCUCUCAUUCGCUGCAUCACGUGUCGCAUCCGGUGCAGGUCGGGAUGUCUCCAGCGCCGGCCCACAGCAGCAGCAGCAACAGCAACACGAUCGGCAGUGGAGCUUCGUCAGCAUCAGUGUCGGGUGGUGGUGUCGCUGGUGGUGGUCCUCCCAGCAGCUCAGUAUUAAGGACGCUCAGUCCGGACGAUCUGCGCAUCGCGAACCGCAGUUACGACAACGAGAGUGACGACGAAGUGCGCAGCAGUUUUCCCAUGGAAGGAGAAGCGGAAAAAUACUCAGGUAGCAGCAAGCGAAGCAGUAUGCAAAGCCGUGGAAGUACCUCAAGCUUACUGGACCAACGAAGUACACCUCGAUCUCAACCUGCAACCCCAAGAUCUCAAGCGGCCACACCGCACCGGUUCAAGAAGGGCGACGUCGUUUCCACGCCCACCGGCAUACGGAAGAAGUUUAACGGCAAGCAGUGGCGCAGGCUGUGCUCGAACGAAACCUGUUCGAAGGAAUCUCAACGACGAGGCUACUGCUCGCGGCAUCUCAGCCAGAAGGGUAGCAAUGCGCUCCGGUCGUCCACCAGCUCGGUGACGAAUCAUUUCAACAGUAGUCGAUCGAGCAGCAAAACACAGCUAGAUGAGGAAACAUCUAGAGAUUCGGAAACUUCACCCCAUUACCGUGUGGCGGGACGGUUCGAUCAGGACGAAACGGAUGCGGCCAAUAUGCUGGUAUCACUUAGCAGUUCCCGCUCAGCGACACCGAGCAAUUCGUUCUCCUCGCCAACUGGGCACGGAUCGUCCCCGCUGGCCACACAAUCGCCGGUAAUGAUUGGCAACCGGCAGAACCUGUUUCUGCCGAUCGGCAGCCCGGCACCGUCCAACGAUCCGCACGGCAGUAUCGGCAGUGGCGGCAGCAACAAGUACAAAACGAAUACUCCGAGCCCGAGCCCAGCGCACGUCAUUGGCGGCGGUAUCGGCAUCGUUGGUAGUAGCGGGCCUGCUGGCAGCGGCCAUCACCAUCAGCUGAUUCGACCGGAGUCGCUGCGGCCAACGCAACCGGCGGUCAGUGGUGCCGGCGCUGCGCCACCACCGACCGGUCACGCGACCAGCGUUAUACGUAUGUCGCCCCUGUACUCCCAGCAUUCGGCCCAUCCGUCGGCGAUUUACGCUAGCUAUCCUGUACAUGUGGCAGGCGGUGGAGGUAGCUCAUCAGCGGCACAAACGAUUAACGCUUCUUCACAGCAACAACAGGCUGUAAGUGUGGAAGCUGUAUCGUCUAAUGGCGUUGCACAACACCAACAGCAGCAGCAGCAGCAUCACCAGCAGCCGUCGCAACAUCAACAGCAGCUACAUCAGCAACAGCAAGAGCUGCAGCAACAGCAGGAACCGCAAGAGCAACCUCACGCGCUGGUAACGACCAGUCGAUCGCAACCGAUCUCCGGUCCGGCACAGCACGUUGCGCAAUCAGCGUCGCCGGCCGCCCUCCACCAUCAUACGAUCAUACAACAACAGCAGCAACAGCAACAGCAACAACUGUCACAGACGACCUCCCAACAACAGCACACAGUGUUAUUAACCAGUCAACAUCAGCAAUCCUUAACCGUGCCAAAAAACGGCAUUAGCACGGGUUCCACCUAUCAAUGGCAUGCAUUGCUUCCGAUCAUAAACAGUCCGUCGGCGAUCGCCAAGAGCAACCUCCAUCCACAUCAUCAACACCACCACUACGCGCACAUGGCGCACUCGCAGGCCUACGGACCAGCUGCUGCCGCAGCAAACACUGCUGCUGGCCCACCAUCAUCAGCGGCAACGACGGCGGCGGUUGCCUCGCAGCAACCAUCGCCGAUUGGAAGCUCCUCCGCAACGACAGCCAAGCCGUCGUCGGCGGGCGCAUCCUCGAUGGUCAUCGUGCCGUCGAAGGUGUACUCGCCUACGCCACCGCCUCCUCAGCCAGCCGCCGGGGAGGAGAUGGUUUCGAUCGACGACGACGACCAGGGAGACGAUGAUGUCUUUGAAGCAGAGCCCGUGAAAACAGCAGCACCCAGCACGAAAAACUCUACCGCACAAGGUGGAGUAGGAGAGCAGACAAGUAACCGGUAUGCGGCCGGUAACGGUAAUAAUGGUAGUGGUGGAGGUGGUGCCGGAAGCCAUCAACUGUUGCGCGGCAUGGACAUAGAAGCGCCGGUCACGGUCACGAACAGUAAGACAAGUUCGGCCGAGAGUGCCGAAUCGAUCGCAAAGCGACGAACGCAAUCGUGCAGUGCAGCGCUGCAGGCCGCCGCCGCUGCAGCGAACGGUGGCAGCAGCGGCGGUGCCGGUGGUGGCGGAAGUGGCAGCGGUACGCCGAAGGAACCGCAGAGUCCGCUGAGCAACAAGAAGGACGCUAAAAUACGGCGCCCGAUGAACGCGUUCAUGAUUUUCUCCAAGCGCCACCGGGCGCUGGUCCACCAGAAGCAUCCGAACCAGGACAACCGAACGGUGAGCAAGAUCCUGGGCGAAUGGUGGUACGCACUGAAGCCGGAAGAGAAAACCAAAUACCACGAGCUGGCGAGCGAGGUGAAGGAGGCACACUUUAAGGCACAUCCGGAGUGGAAGUGGUGCUCGAAAGAUCGCCGAAAAUCAUCCUCCUCAGCGAAGGAGGGGAUGGUUGGUGGCGGCGUGCCUGCGUCCGGCAGUGGGCCGGGCGGGUUAGCAUCAGCGGGAGGUAACAGUGGCCGGGGCCGCAUGGAUUCGUUCGACGGGAACGAUUCGUUCGACGAACGAAGCCCCAAAACGCCGUCCGACGUGGCAAUGCCUUCCGUUGGGGGAGGAACGUCGACCGGAGGCGGCAACGGAAGCCAGGCGAACGAUAUCAUUCCACUGACCGUUGCACCGUACAACACAAUUGACGAAACACCCGAACCAGCGUCCGGUGUGAUGAUGAUGCUACCACCGACAACGACGGCCAACCACGGAUCCGUGGCUUCGUGCAACACUGGCAGCCAACAUAAUCCGGAACCGAUGGUUGUCGAUGCGGCAAGCCGCUCCUCCUCGCCGUCCCACCAACGGUACGCCGAGCCGGAGGGACGGGAAAAGAACGACGAACGGAUGGAUAUAUCCAUUACCGAUGAGCAGAUGGACGAGGGGGGUGAUGCUGCUGAAGACGAUCAGCCGAUGACGAUCGCGGACGACGAGUCGGUACCGCGAAAGGCACCACCGUCCGCGCAAUCAUCGAACGAUGUGGCGGAGCUCGAUCUGAAAUGUGCCGAAAAGGUAAGCGACUCGGAUGUGGAAGACAUCUCCGGCAACGCCAAGGGCAAACAAAACCAUGGGGAGAUGAGCUCGUCUCAAUUUACUGCUAGUUCUUCCACCAAGGUUUCACAAUCGACGGUUUCAAACGACUACCAUCACGGCAGCAAUGGGGAUGUAGCGACAGAUUACUCCAUAAAAACACUGACGACGGCAGGCAGCAACAAUGGUGGCCAACCACCAACAACACCCGGUGGGCCCAAUUCCGCCUCGCUCGACGCCUCUUCCACAUCGUUACUGACGUGCAAACCGAAACCAAUCAAAGCGGGUGCGAUCGGCAACAGUACUACUACUGCUACUACUACUACUACUGCUACUGCUACUACUACUGGCGGAAGUAACACCGCUGGUUCCGGUGCAGAUAGCAAUGGCAGCAGUGGUGGCAACAACAGCGUAACUGCUGGAAAUGGGGCCAGCGGACAGGGCGGUACCAUGUACCAGCAUCAUCACUCGCAUCCUCACCAUCACCACCACCAUCCGAUCGGGUACGCGUACAGCAGUCCGAAGAACCCGGUUGGUGUUUCACCAUUCCAGCCAACAGGAGGAGCAUUUAAAACGAUGCCACAAAGUCCGAAAACCCUGGGCAAGCAGGAUCAUCCAUCGUAUUUGCUCUCGCCAGCGCCAUCAACGCCGACGGCGUCCACAAUUAAGAUGGAACCGGCAGAAAAUCUAACCACCAGCAGCAGCAACGGCGGUACCACCCGUAGCAAUGUCGAUACCAUCUUCAACUUCUCAUCCGCUGCCAUAAAGGAACAACAUCUGCAGCAGCAGCAGCAGCAGCCAAACUCGCUGUACCACGGUGGGAACGAUCAGCAGCAGCAGCACAAAUUUCUACUGGCCGUUAGCAGCAGCAGCAGCAGCAGCAGCAGUGUGGCAGAGCCAUUGUCGGGCGCGGCGGCCGCAAACUCAACGUUGACCGUUACACCGCCGAGCAGCAGCUGCUCCUCGGAGGGUGGGGCAAGUAGCCUCAGCAACAGCAGCACCAAAUGUAAAUCGCUGUUAGAGUUUAAUCCCACCAUUUGUUACACGAUCUCGAACGUUAACGGUAGCCAUGCGACCGCCAGUAGCAAUGCAAACCAUAAGCCUAGUACUAACGCAAUAGUGAUGAGCAUGAAGCAAGUUCUACCGGUGGCAUCAUCCUCCGCACCGUCGUCCGUUGCUGCACUGCCCACAUCGCUGACGAUGUCCUCGGUUGCAUCGUUACAUCCGCUGCAGCAGCACCAUCAGCAGCAGCACCAGCACCAGGGCGUGGGCGCUACUGGCGGGUUCUCGAUGCUGUCCACCAUCAGCACGGGCAGCGGCGGCGGCGGUGGUGGUGUACUGACAAACACCGUCACCACCAACGCGAACAGUGCCACCGACCUGACGACGGUACUGCCAGCGGCGAGCAGCAGCAGCAGCACCACGACAACCAUCCUUGCAUCCGCCGCCAACCAGCGUCUACCGGGCCGGCAGAAGCUGAUGCUGUGUCCACAGAUACCGAAUCUUCUCAUCUCCACAACACAGGGCUACCCGGCACAGAUUCAGCAGUCGCCGCAUCACCAUCCGCAGCAGCAGUACGCCACGAUCAAGCAGGAACCGCCGGAAUCGCCCGGCGCGAAACACUUGCUACCGGUAACGCCCACAUCCAACACUGCCGGAUCGGUGUACGGUAGUAACAGCAACAGUGGUGGUGGUGGUGGCUCUACUGUGCCCUCCGGUGGUAGCAGUGGUAACGAACGGGACGCUUCCAAUGAGGAGGAGGACAUGGAAGAAGAUUACGGCGAGGGCGGCGAUGGUGGCACAGCGGAUGCAGCAGCUGCUGCAGAGAGCAAACAGUUCAUUCUGGCACCGACGCCGGCGCAACUAGGUCGCGCUCCGUUACAGCGGCGUCAGAUGAGCAGCGGCGGCUGCAACAGCAACAGCAACAGUAACAGUGGUAUGUUGCAAUCGGAGCAGCAGCAAUCGGCGGGUAGCAACAAUGGUAGUAUCACCCAGCAACAGCAGCAGCAGCAGCAGCAGACACCGAUGGAGGAUGACGGUGGUGAUGAUACGGCGAACACGUCGAACGAACAAAACAGCCACCACGCGCAUCAUCAACACCAUCAGCACGCCUCGAUGCCGUCCGCCCUGCCGACACCGACGUCCGCCUCCAUGGAGGACUACCACAGCCAGAUCUCGCCGUCCACCGCUAAGAAAGCCUUCUUUCGCAAGGCGAAGCCCGAUGAUAUGGAUAACGUUCUGCGACAGGUUGACUUUGAGAAAAAGUUUAAAACACUACCCCAGUUCAAGCCGGAAGAUUGUCACUCACCCAGUGCCAUUAUGGCGUCGUCACCACGUGUGUUCACGCAAAACUAUCGUAAAAAGCAAACCACGACUCACAAAACGCUGGUGCCGGAUGAAGAUCAGCAUAACAAUCUGCAUUCGGAUGGCAGUGCGCCUCCGCUGUCCAGUACUGCCACCCCGUCCAGCUCGUACGUGAUCGGGAAUCGAUUCUUCGGACCGGAUUUCAACAUGGAACAGUACAAAGAAAUGUCGGCAGAAAUGGGCCGGGGAGCGGUGGGAACUGGCGCCGGAAUGGGCGGCGGUCCCGGUGCUGACGAUCGUUCGCCCCGAACGCCCAAAACGCCGUCGCAACGGUCGGUCAAUUCGGCGGAAGAAAAGGGUCACCGGAAGAUACUCGAGCAGCGGCGCAACCUGGUGGUGCAGCUGUUCAACGAGCACGGAAUGUUUCCGUCAACGCACGCCACCAACAGCUUUCAGUUGGCACACAGCGACAUAUUUCCGAACAAGCAGAGCCUGCAGCUGAAAAUACGCGAAGUGCGCCAGAAAUCGAUGGCCCAGCAGCCAGGUUUUACGCCACAGUCCGCUGGUCCGAUCACUCCGACCGAAAUUAGCGGUGGUCAGUCCGAUAGCAACCAGCAACAUUCGUUGUUGCAUCAGCAGCAGCAGCAGCAGCAUACUCAACAGACACAGCUUCACCAUCAACAGCAGCAACAGGAGCACAGCAUCAACUAACUCUACUCGAUAGUGUGUCGGACGAUAGGCUUUAACAGUUUAACAGUUAAAGGUAAGAGCCCAGAAAAAUAGCUGACGAGCUGGUUUCCUCGCGUUACGAAUGGGAUGACAAAUAGUAAACACGAAUACACGAUAUCAUCAAAAUACAAAUCAUCAAUUACAAAUUAGCGGGAAUGAUACAACAAAGCGAGGGGAAGCGAAGGAAUAGAGAGAGAAUAACAAGAGAAAGGUGAUAGUGGUAGGUGGUAAAAAUUUAAGCUGCUAAAAGUGAACGAAGUAAUAUUGUGUGUAAAGAGAUGCCAGCGCGCUCACCACACAUUUGCGUUUUGUUUCGUGUUCUUGCGCAUACAACCUUCACUUUCCAAACGGCAAAGCAAAGGUUUGAGCGCGGACAAAAAUGUUCUUCCGUUUAGCGAUUAAUGAAUUGCCAGAGUUAUAUUAUAGCAAAAGCAGCAAGCAAGUUGGUUGGUUGGUUACGAACUUUAAGAAACGAGAGAAAAAAACGAUUUAUAUCGCAAACGAUGAAGUAAAACUUCAUAUCCGAGUAGCAAACUUCUUCUUAACUAUAUACAAAAACAAUAACACUCUUUUUCCCGCAAUCAAUGCCAAUACCAUAACGCUCUACAAUAGCCCCCAAUUAAUAUAAUCAUCCUUACAGCAAUAAUAGUGUCGCCAUUCCUCCUGCUAUAUAGUUGCGUUAUACAGCAUAGGACCUCAUCAUACGUACGACAGAUCGCAGUUACAUACGACUGGAGCGGAAGCAAACAUUUAUCGCUAUUUUUUGUUCUUCUUCUUCCUCUGUUUUACGUACUGCAAACAAAUCAUCUACAAAACACACAUUCGCACACACGCAUACAAUAGCUUUAUGUUAGGGAGCUUCUUAAGUACGUCGUUUCUUAUUUGUAUCCUUGACUAAGAGCUGCAGAUUGAUGUGUAAAGAGAGAAGUAAAGCGCACGCACGCAAGAUGUUGCAACCGAAUGUGUCUGUUCGUAGGCACUGCUCCCUUGCAGGGACAGUUUCGUGGAACAAGCAGAUUCCUUAUUAGCUCUUGUUUGUUUAGAGAGGACUCCGGUUUAUUGUUUUCGUUUAUUCUUUAUAGUCUAUGCUUACGACGCCGCAGCCGGCAGCAACAAUCGCACUUGAUGUGUGAUUGUUCUCAGUGCGCGGUGGGCAAAAGUGUACAAAGCAAGCAGCAAGAUCGUGAUGAUGAUGAUGAUGAUGUUAAUUGUGUAAAUUUACGUUCUGUGAAGAAGUUGUUUGCGUGUGUGUGUAACGCCACACCGAAUGUGAUGUAGUAGAUGUGUAAAGCAGAUUAUAGAAAACAAUUGCAACAAUAUGCUAUGCUGUACAUAAAAGAAAGUAUAUCAUCCAAAAUGACAAGUAGCAAUCAUGUUUCUAUAAUUGAUUACGAGUAACUUGAAGCAAGCCGUUCAAUUGAAUGAAAGCAAAGGAAUGGAACGAAAGUACUCACAAAUCGUCGUAAACCACGUACACACUUUUCGUGUAGACGGGGAAGACAGCCAGCCAAGCCAGCGCGCGGGAGGAUCUAUCCGGUGAUUUUAGUUUUAGUAAAUCCCUAUCAAAAAGGUAUAGAGAAAGAGCAAACGCGUUCUAUAAAAAGAAGUUAUUUUCUCCCGAUUAUUAUCUUAAGUUAGGAAGAAAAAGAUGUCGGGGAAGAUAGAAACGAAAGAGAUAUGCAUAGAGAGGGCUAUGGAGCAAUAUAUGAUAUCAGUGCAAGCGUGCACGACACAUCUGGUUGCUAACAGCAACCGAAAGAGGGUGAACGUGGUCGCGUGUUUGUAUAUACUGGACAUCACGGGAACACAUGUGAUGUGUGUGAGUGUUUGUGUGUGUUUGGAUCCCUUUUAGCGUCUUUUCCCCCCUCCAUGGAAUGAACUUGAUUAGAAACAGCAACAAAAGUAUGUGGUAUUUGUAUUAAUGAAUUGGAUGACAGAAACAGAACAACCCUAUAAAAAAGUGCCCGCCAUUAUUGUUUCCAUUGUUUUCACACAAUUGGUAUAUCACACAUUGUUUGUUUGUGGGUGUUUAACAAGCAAAAGUACAACAAAUAUACUGAUCGUAGUGAAAUUUGCUGAAAUAUAGUAAAUAUAUGGAGCGCAGCUUUUCCGUUAGUUCGUCCUGUGUGUGUGUGUGUGUGUUUUUGAUAAUGAAAUUAGAGGAAAUGGCGUACGUGUGUGCACUUUUGUAACCGAGGUAUUUUGCCUUUGAUGAAUUGAUACCAGGCACUGUAAGAAGAAAACAAGUAAGAUAAGCAGGAAACGCUGUAUAGAGGGCGUGAAAAGCGACCAGAGGAAGGAGAAAUGCUUGUUUUUGUAAGUUACAUUUCUAUGAUUUAUUACUUUUCGGGUUUCAUCAAACCAAUCAUACAGAAAGAGUACAAACGUAUUUGUUUACAUAAUGAACUAAAUUAUUCCAUCCAAAUUUGAUCGAUUUUAUCGAUACCUUCUGGUUCUGGUUAUACUUUUUCGUAUUAGUUUCGCAUUGCGCAUUUGACUUGUUAAUCCUUUGUUCCUUUUUUCUCUGUUCUCUUUUGUGUUGCUACUCUUUAGUUGUCUCUUUACCUUCAAACCAUUUUGCUUAAUAUUGACAACAGUUGGAUUGUUCGUGUCGGAAAUGGCUCCCUACCCUCAGUUAGAAUGCGCUCUCGUUUUUACAUAAAAGUGCAAACAUAAAGAUAUAAUCUUAAAGAUAAAAACACACACACACGCACCCGCACACACAAACCCAAUCCGACACGCUUUUUGGUGGGCCAUACGGAGGAAAAUGGAACAUGUGUUUUUCUCUCUCCGGGUUUAUUGAUAAACACACACAACACGACGCGUGCACUGCUGUGUUGCACGUUUGUUUCUUUUUAAUUAGUAGCGUAAGAUCGAUAGAAGAGAAAUUAAGCUGAUAAAACCACACAGGACACAGAUAGACAAAGGCUUGUUAUGAGCGAAAGAAGUGGCCGGUGGCAAGAGGAACUGCACGUUUGUUUUAUCUGUUCUGUUUUUAAAUUCAAUUGAGAUAAAGUAAAGCCACGGAAGCAAUUGAAAUUGCAAAGCGUGAAUGUAUUGGUGGAAAAAAAGGAAACAGGCUGAAAAAGGGGGAGCAGCAACAAACACAAAUGCGCGUGAUUGUGUGCCCCUGCAUUGUGUAGUAUGCAUUAUUGACACAUCAAGAAGAAAAAAUACAGGAUAAUGAAUGAUAUGUGUAAAGUGUGUGUCUGUGUGUAGAGGUAAACCGCCAUUAGCUGUUAGCGGAAAGAUGCGAUGCGGAAACAAACCACACAGCAAAAGUAAUUCUAGUAAACGAGUGAGCUAAUAGCAAACCCCCCCUUCAGUAGUUGUGCAAUUAGGAUAUAAGAAGGACACACCACAAAAUGAAGCUGCAUUGUGAAAAGAAUUAUCAUAUUGUAUAUGAUUGAUUUAUAGUAGAAAGCAUAAUUACUAUCUAGCGACAGAGCAUGGGCCAGAGCGGUUGAACAUAUACGAUAAUACGAUGGUACAUUUGUUGAACGAGAAUGUGUGUGGUGCGGGGGGCAAAAUCGCAUAUUAGCCAAACAAACACUCCCAGCACCCAGCACAAGUCUACAUCAUCAUUCUCCUAAUCCCAUCAUUCACGCCCCAUCCUCCUAUCCCCUAUCCCAUACAUUAAGCAACGUUCGGAAAAAUUAGGAAAAUCACAUUUACAAUUAUACUCUUCUCUACUCGUUCCACGCAAUGUGUGGACGGGGUGGGGGCGGAUGGGGGGUAUAUGUUGUGUGUUAGAAAUGUAGGUUUGAUGGAAGCCACCGUGGCCACACACGCACACCCAUACACAUAGAGACACAACAAACGGGCGACAAUGCUCUGAUGAUGAUGAUGAUGAUGAUGAUGUGCUAACAUAAACAAAAACGAACGAAUUUCUAAAGUUUUCCUCUUCUCUAACUCACGAUGCAAACAAACAGACAAACAAACUGGAAUGUUGUAUACACAGACACACAAACAAACAAACAAACAAACAAACAUGAACGAGCAAGUGAGAGAUGCAUUAUAUACAUAAUAAUAGUGGAAAUGAAAUGACAAAAUGAUCACACAAAUUAAAUGGUAAAUUAGAAGAAGAAAAUAUGAUAAAACAACAAACAAACAAACAAACAAACAAUGUUAAAAUGCCUGUAGGGCGACCUGAGAAAUGUAAACAUUUGAUAUACAACAAAAUGCGCACUCGCUAACUGAUAAAAAAAAGAAAGAGAGGGAAAGAAAGAGGGUAUAAACAAAUGAUAGCAUUGAAGCAUAGAAUUCCAACGCAGAAGCCGCGCAGCAGCACACUCUCCUCUUUAUGUUACGGAGUGUUGUGGCUCUAGUAGUGACAAUUUGAGGAAAAAAAGUCCAACAAAAUAACAUAUUUUUACCCCAAAACAAAAAUGGAAAGAAAAGGUUUGUGUUAGUAGUUAAAGUCGAGAGGCCAGGUGCAAGUGACACAAAAAAAAACUUCCAAAUACACAAAUGUUGAAGAAAA